Molecule: messenger RNA, 2592 nt
Organism: Eruca vesicaria subsp. sativa (arugula)
Lineage: Eukaryota; Viridiplantae; Streptophyta; Magnoliopsida; Brassicales; Brassicaceae
Source: the annotation of a GenBank genome assembly
UGCAAAGUGCUUCGCUCUUUUUCUUCCCUACCAAUUACUUUCUAGGGUUCUCGGAUUUGUCUUCUAAAUCUGGGGUUCACACGUUCUCCAUGGAUUCUCGAGAUUCAUUAUCUUCGGACGCCGCUAGAGAUGGGUCAAUCGGCGACGAAGCCAUCGUUCUUUCGGUCACUUGUGCACUCGCUAAAGACGCUCUCUCCUAUUUCCAAUCUGGAAAAUUCCACGAGUGUAUCGACAUUCUGAUUCAGCUCAACCAGAAGAAACAUAACGAUCCCAAGGUUCUUCACAAUAUGGCAAUUGCAGAGUACUUCAGAAACGCUUGCUUCUAUUCUAAGAAACUGCUAGAAGAUCUUAACACUGUCAAGAAACAGAGUGAAGAACUUGCUUCUGCUGCAAAAGAACAAAUGGAAGCUGUUAACCCUGGAUCGAGCGUCUCUGUGUCAAAGGAUCAUUUUGAUAGUACAUUAACAACUCUUAACAUUGCAGUUACCUGGUUUCAUCUGCAUCAGUAUACAAAAUGUUUAUCCAUUCUAUAUCCUCUGUUUCUAAAUAUAGAGCCGUUAGAGGAGACAAUUGCACUUCAAAUCUGCUUUUUGAUGCUGGAUAGUGCACUGGCUUGUCACGAUGCUGUGAAAUUUUUGGAGGUGUUUAGCCAUCUGGAUAAAUCUUUUGGUGUUGGUUUUGGAACUCAUGAGGAAAUUGGAAGCACAAUGCAACUUUCUUCAAAUCAUGUAUCAAAAACAUCUUCUCUCCUGAGCACCUCAGCGGCCUCAGAUGCUUUGAAGUCUGAUUUAACAGCUGCGGAAAGUGGUUUGUGUGAGGAAGAGUAUGACAAUGUUCUGGCGGAAAUUGAGGCCGAGAAACGAAUGAAGCCAGUUGGCCAUAUUCCAGCAAACAAUCUUCUCAAGACAAUAGGAGAAAGGUCGAUCUUGACUGUUGAUGUGAAGCUUGAGUUGCAGCUUUACAAGGUCCGGUUCUUACUUCUUACGAGAAACUUAAAACUGGCUAAGCGUGAAGUUAAACAUGCGAUGAACAUUGCUCAAAAAAGGGACUCCUCUAUGGCUCUCCUCUUGAAAUCUCAACUUGAGUAUGCUCAUGGGAAUCAUCGUAAGGCUAUAAAGCUUUUGUUGGUAUCUGGUAUACAAAAAGAAUUGAGGACUUUAGGAAUCUACAACAACAACCUUGGCUGCAUAUACUAUCAGCUCGGAAAGUAUCAAGCCGCCUCUGUGUUAUUUUCGAAAGCUCUAAGGAAUUGGUCAUCACUAAGAAAGGAGAAACCGGUGAAGUUGUGUUCUCUCUCACAGGAUAAGUCUCUGUUGAUCACGUACAACUGCGGCGUGCUUUAUUUAGCUUGUGAAAAGCCUCUACUUGCUGCUCAAUGCUUCCAGAAGGCAAGCUUAGUUUUCUGCAGACAUCCCCUCCUUUGGCUCCGUAUAGCUGAAUGCUGUAUACUGGCUUUACAAAAGGGUCUUUUGGAAGAGCGAAACACUUCUUCAGAUAUAUCGGAAAUCAGAGUCCAUGUGAUUGGGAAAGGGAAGUGGAGACAACUUAUGAUGGAAGAGAAUGGAUUCGUGGAACUCGGUGGCAGUUCCCAUUGGCCAAAGCUUUCAUUACCACUAGCACGGAUCUGUCUCUCGAAUAGUAUGUAUUUGCUCAAUGUGUCUCUCUUGAAUGUCUCUAAAUCAGAUCUUGAAUCGCCAUUAUCCGUGAUGAUAAAUGAGAGCAAAGAGGCAUCAUGGUCUGAUCAUGGCGAUGCUAAUACCAACUCAGAGUUCAAGGAGGCAAAAGGAGGAAUGAACCAGGACAUAAUCCAAAACUCCCUCUCCGCUUACAAUGAUAUCCGUAGAAGAGAGAAUCAUUUGCUCAAACAGGCUCUUCUUGCCAAUUUGGCUUACGUAGAAUUGGAGUUGGAGAAUCCUAUCAAAGCUUUGUCAGCUGCUAAUUCACUCCUGCAACUUCCAGAUUGUUCAAAGGUAUAUGUUUUCUUAGCCCAUAUUUACGCAGCGGAGGCUCUCUGCUUGCUCAACAGACCCGGUGAAGCUGGUGCGCAUUUAUCUGUCUAUCUACUCGGACAGGAAGAUUUUAAACUGCCAUUUGCGCAAGAGGACUUUGACCCGUGGCGGAUGAACAUGAGUUCUGACUGUGAAGAGACAUCGGAUUGUUCCACAGGAAAUGCCCGUGAUUCACUCAAGCCAGAAGAAGCUCGUGGGGCACUUUUUGCAAACCUUGCCGCCCUCUUUGCAACACAAGGGCAUUAUGACCAGGCCAAACCUUUCAUUCAACACACGUUAACUGUCUUACCGAACAACGUACAAGCUACGAUUACAGCGGUCUAUAUCGAUCUCAUGGUGGGUAGGUCACAAGAUGCCGUUACUCGUUUAAAGCAGUGUACCCGUGUGAGCUUUGUCCCUGGCAGAUUGGAAGUGUGAACCUCGUAAAUGGUUUGUACUCUGUUCUUUUAAACCAAGCUUUAGAAAUUAGUUCCUUCUAUAACUAUCAGAGAAAUACUUUUUCUUUUUUUUUUUUUUACUUCUUGUAUUUGAUGCUUUGCGAUGAUGUUUGCAUUCUUGACUUAGAUUUGGGUCAUCGAGGGUU